Molecule: messenger RNA, 1956 nt
Organism: Trichophyton rubrum CBS 118892
Lineage: Eukaryota; Fungi; Ascomycota; Eurotiomycetes; Onygenales; Arthrodermataceae
Exons: 9
Coding region: 1-1956 (651 amino acids)
Biological process (GO): regulation of GTPase activity; signal transduction
Cellular component (GO): cytoplasm
Source: RefSeq, a predicted model, not a curated record
AUGGCAGAGCCCGGGUUGGACGUCGCCACAUCGCCGCAGUCAGACAAGGAGACGCCGGUGUCCUCGCAGCCGGAGAAGGAGAUUGAGAAUCCAGAGCUCGCAGAGAGCCAGGCAAAAGUCGACAGAGUGCUGCAGUCGGACAUCGGAGUCGUGACCCUGCUCACUCGCCUGAAGCAAAGCAUCUCCUCUGCCAAAGACCUUGCUACCUUCCUACGCAAACGCUCCAUCCUCGAAGAUGAACACGCCCAAGGCCUCAAGAAGCUCGCGCGCGCAAUGCACGACUCCGCCAUGCGCCAGGACCACCGCCAGGGAAGCUUUGCCCGCAGCUACAAUGAAAUGAACAUGAUUCACGAUCGCAUUUCCGAUCAUGGAGUCAAUUUCUCCCAAUCCCUAAUGCAAAUGGCGGAGGAACUGAACGAUCUCGCCGCCAGCAUGGAGCGCGGGCGUAAACAGUGGAAGCAGAACGGACUGACCGCUGAGAAGAGAGUGCAGGAUGCAGAGCUGUUGGCAGAAAAGGCAAAGUCCAAAUACGAUGCCCUGGCUGAACAGUAUGACCGAGCCAGGACGGGCGAGAGACAAGGCGGCAAGUUUGGUCUCAAGGGACCCAAGUCGGCGGCUCAGCAGGAGGAGGAUCUGUUGCGGAAACUCCAGCAGGCGGAUUCGGAUUAUUCGACCAAAGUGCAGGCUGCGCAGACACAGAGACAGGAGCUUCUUGCUACGCUGAGACCACAGGCUACCAGGGCAUUGCAGGAUUUGAUCAUGGAGUGCGAUUCGGGUUGUACCCUUCAAUUGCAGAAGCUCGCAUCGUUUAGUGAGAAACUGCUGCUCGGAAGUGGUCUGGCUGUCAGUCCCAUGAAGACUGGGAGCGCCACUCCAGACAGUCUGAGAGAGGCCGCCAGACGCGUUGACAACGAGCAAGACUUUAGAGACUUCAUCAUCAGCCAGUCUAGCAAAGUCCCUGACACCAAGCCAGCUCUCAAAUAUGAGAGACAUGCUACGUUAAUGCCCGCCUCAAACCCCAAUGCUCAUCCAAAGAGGCAGUCCCUCAGUCUAAACGCGAAUCCAACUCCUCCGCCUCAGUCUGCAUCUCAGGUCUUCAAUACAAUGUCCCCCAUACCCCGAGACUCGUCUGGAGCCCAAGGAUCGCCAUUAUCAAUGCAGCAACGGCGAGACUCAUGGACCUCCCAGCCUCCGUUCCCGACGUCAACACCGCAGUAUAGCAACCCGGCUUCAAUGCAGCCUACUUACUCGCAGCAACACUCAUACCAGCCCCCUCCUCAACUCGCCCAGCAUGCCCAACCACGACCAUCUAUAAGUGAUAUCCCGCCCAAUGCUCACCCGGAGUUACCACCGCUUAACCCCGUGUUUGGCCUGACUUUGGAUGAGCUAUUCAAGAGAGACGGCACUGCCAUUCCUAUGGUUGUGUAUCAGUGUAUCCAGGCUGUUGAGCUCUUUGGGCUGAAUGUAGAGGGUAUCUACCGGCUUUCAGGAAAUACUAACCACAUAGCCCAUAUGAAGAGCCUCUUCGAUAACGAUUCAUCACAAGUCGACUUCACCAACCCGGAGAAUUUCUACCAUGACGUCAAUAGCGUUGCUGGACUGCUAAAGCUAUUCUUUAGAGACCUGCCCGAUCCAUUGUUCACUAAUGAGCGCUACUCGGCCUUUAUCGACGCAGCGCGCAAGGACGAUGAUAUCCAGCGUCGAGAUGCGCUGCAUGCAUUGAUCAACAGUCUUCCUGACCCCAACUAUGCAACGCUUCGAGCACUGAUACUGCAUCUUAACCAUGUGCAAGAACGAAGCUCCGAGAACAGGAUGAAUGCCGGCAACAUCGCCAUCAGCUUUGGUCUCACUCUCAUGGGCACCAACGCAGGCCGCAAUAUUGCAGACUCAGGCUGGCAAGCUCGGGUAAUCGAAACAAUACUACAAAACACAUUCCAGAUCUUCGACGACGAUUAA